This is a messenger RNA of Megalobrama amblycephala (Wuchang bream), 1472 nucleotides long. RefSeq lists its product as uncharacterized. NCBI's taxonomy places the organism in Eukaryota, Metazoa, Chordata, Actinopteri, Cypriniformes, Xenocyprididae. The coding region runs from base 277 to 942 and encodes 221 amino acids. The record is from RefSeq and is a predicted model, not a curated record. The transcript is spliced from 2 exons.
AUGUCACUAUAUUAUGCUACAGUCUUCACAAAGUAAUGUCUAGAGUCAUAAAAUUAUACUGUUUAAAAACUUUACAUUAAAUGCAAUUAAAUAUUAAAUCUCUUUCUUUCUACCCUGACUGUGGUGUCACACCUUGUCGGCUGCCUAGUUUGCCUAUAGGUACACGCCGGCCCUGGCCAUAGAGGCCGUCUCUGGAUUCUCUGUGCCCCCUAUCAUGGCCACUAAAGCCAUCCCUGAACUCUCUGGACUCUCUUUCUCUGUUCCGCCGGCCUCACUAUGGUCUUCAGCUCUUCCAUGGUCUUCAGCUCUGCCGUUUCCACCAUUUUCCUUAGCUCCGCAAUGGUCUUCAGCUCCACCAUGGUCUUCAGUUCCACCAUGUUCUUCAGCUCCACCAUGUUCUUCAGUUCCACCAUGUUCUUCAACUCCACCAUGGUCUUCAGCUCCACCAGCUACACCAUGGUCUUCAUCUCCACCAUGUUCUUCAACUCCACCAUAGUCUUCAGCUCCGCCAGUUUCACUAUGUUGUUCAGCUCCACCAUGGUCUUCAGCUCUGCCAGUUCCACCAUGGUCUUCAGCUCCACAAUGCUCUUCAGCUCUGCCGGUUCCACCAUGGUCUUCAGCUCCACCAGUUUAACCAUGCUCAUCAGCUCCACCAUGUUAUUCAGCUCCGCCAGUUCCACUAUGUUAUUCAGCUCCACCAUGGUCUUCAGUUCUGCAAGUUCCACCAUGUUCUUUCAGCUCCAACAUGGUCUUCAGUUACACCAUGGUCUUCAGCUCCGCCGACUCCACCGUAGUCUUAAGCUCUAUUUUGGUGAUCUCCUGCUCCGUCUUCUCCACCUUGGUGGUCACCUGCUCCUUUGUUCUGCCUUGGUGCUUACCAGCUCUGCCCUCGCCCCCAGGCUUCUUCCUCCUCAGGGGCCUGGCUCUCCAUCCCUUCCCUGAUCCACUUCUGCUCCACCACCCUCCUGGACUCAUGCUUCUGUUUGUGGAGCAUCUGGAAUCUGCUACUUAAAUAAGGGGGCUUCUGUUACAAUUCCUGUCUCAUUUCCCCUGUUUUGUGUUUAAGGACUUAUUUUGAAGUGUGUUUUCUAUUCCUGGUUUUCCUGGUGUUCACUUCCUGUGUUUAGUUUGUUUCCAUUGCUGCCUUGUUUGUUUCCAUAGUUACCCUUGUAGGUUUCCAUAGCAAUUCAUUACCCUCACCUGUCCCUUGUUAUCCUGUGCACUUAUACCCCAGUGUUUCCCUUGUUCAUUGUCUCUUGUUUUCCUUAGUACGUGUUACACAUGUGAUGUUUUCAGUUCAGUUUUGCCUGCCUUGCUCUGUGUUUGGAUUUACUUUGUUUUUGCCUACAUGUCCCUGUGCCUGGAUUUACUUUUGUUACAUUUGAAUAAUAAACAUAUAUUUGUUGCAAUUGGAUCCUACUCACCAUCUCUCUGAAACACCCUGCGUUACAAUAAACAAUCAUCCAAAAAUA